UUUGGUGAUCAGAAACCAAGCUGGUGGUGAUGGCUGAAACUCAAACUAAAGCAUAAAGAAAGCGACACUGUGGUGAAUGAGUGAACUGAGAGCUGCUCGCUAUAUAAACAGCAACAUGUGGAGGAGAUGCGCUCAAGUUUCCUGAUGAGUCGCUGCAUGUGACACAGAACAAAGGAGCGCGCGAGCGCAACCCAAAACAUGACGCGUGACUCUCGUGCCUAAGGGAUGCGUGGAUUAUUAUUCUUAUCAAUAAUAUGAGUGGCCAUGGCUUGGUGUGACCGUGGGAUUCAGAUGCUGCUGGCCACCGUCGGUGCUUUUGUGGCGUUUAGUUUGAUGAGCAUCGCGAUCGGGACCGAUUAUUGGCUUUAUUCGCGGGCUUAUAUCUGUAACGCAACCAACAUCACCUCGGAUGAGACGCAGUCGCAACCCAAGAAAGUGCGCGGAGAUCUUACGCACUCCGGGCUGUGGAGGAUCUGCUGUAUUGAAGGUUUGAACAAGGGAACGUGUUACAGAAUCAAUCAUUUCCCUGAUGAUAAUGAUUAUGACACGGACAGCUCGGAGUAUCUUUUACGUAUUGUGCGCGCCUCCAGUGUUUUCCCCAUUCUCAGUACUACACUGCUGAUGCUGGGUGGGCUGUGUGUUGGGGUCGGCCGUAUCUACAGCAAGAGAAACAGCAUAUUACUGAGCGCAGGGAUACUGUUUGUGGCAGCAGGUCUGAGCAACAUUAUCGGCAUUAUCGUCUACAUCUCCAGCAACGCCGGAGACCCCAGCGACAAGCGAGAUGAGGACAAGAAGAACCAGUAUAACUAUGGCUGGUCUUUUUAUUUCGGCGCACUUUCGUUCAUCGUCGCCGAGGCCGUCGCUGUUUUGGCCGUCAACAUCUACAUCGAGAAGAACAAGGAAGUACGUUUUAAAGCACGCCAGGAGUUCAUCAAGUCUACCUCGUCCUCUUCGCCAUACUCCCGCAUGCCCAGUUUCCGCUACCGCAGGCGGCGCUCACGGUCCAGCUCUCGCUCAACCGAAGCGUCCCGCGAGGCGUCGCCCGUGGGGAUGAAAAUGAUAAGCUCAGUGCCUUUAGGAGAAAUCAACAUGUACACAUUGACGAGAGACCCGCUGAAGUCAGGGACGGACAGCUCGUACAGCCCUGACCACGAUUCUGGAUUCCUCCAAGUGCACAACUGUUUUCCCAAAGACCUUAAUGACGGCAUCAACAGGAGGACGACGCCAGUAUGAGGGUACAAAUUGGAACGGAGAAGAUAACGUGAAGGCCAUAUUGAAUGGAUAGCCAGCCAGGCUCAGUGGCCUGUGACAGAUAGCGGUGAAAGGGAUUGUCAUUGGUGCGACCAGUCAAGCGAUGACAUGUCUUGUCGGCGAAGGAGAAGCACUGUGCUCGGAAGGACGGAUUUGGUUCCGGAAUUCUACGCUAAUUUGUAUUUCCAGUCUCGCUCCUUACAUAUAAACGGGAAUUCUCAGAGAGACUCGUUAGGACUAGAAAUAAAGUAGAUGGUCUAUGGACAUUACAGUGGUUGUGCUUAAAUGAGCACAAACUUCGUAUAAGCCACUCGAUUAUCUUGUUAUUUGUCAGUACAGUGCCAUACUCUCGAUGUAUACCAAUAUAAAAACUGACUCAGAAUUUGAGAUGGUGCUAAUGUUGGCUGAUAGCUGAAGCCUUGCCCUCAAUGGAUGUUCGGUUCAAAUGUUUUGUAGUCACAGUUGUCUAACCCUCAGUGUGCCUAUCAGACUUACUCAAGAGCCACAACUCACUUCAAUGGAGUUUUUAUGUUGUUGUUGUAAAACUGGAUUAUUAGUUAAAGGUGCUGUAAGUGAUGUCAUUCUUGAACUUCUCUGUUUCUUGUUCCCUCAAAUAUUGGCCGCCAUGUACAGGUACACAUGUCAAAUGGUAAAAAACGCCUUAAACCCAGCAAGCAAUUUUGUACCUAAAAGACGUUUAAUAGCCAUCAAAACACAGCCUAGAUUUCUCUCAGUGAAACUCUAGUAGACGUUUAACCAUAGCCCAAAAAUAAAUAAAAUGAAAUAAACUGUUGACUUUACUUGAUGGAAUAUCACACAUCUCACAAGUUAUUUUGGCAAAAACAACAUGAAACCAAAUUGAAGUUUAUUUUGGAUAGAAGUGGGUUAUAGCCUAGCCUGAAAUGACGACUAUUGCUUGGUGAUAAGUUUUCCGGUUGGCUAAACUGUUAAAUUGUGGCCCACUUUUGCCCACUGUGUCGGUGUGACUUCUAUUAUAGUGAUAAUUAUCAGGUAAAGGGACAUUUUUUGUUAUUUCAUGAAAAAUCACUUACAGCACCUUUAAUUAAAUGAUAUAUCAGGUUAAUUUCAAUUUAGGAGAGUUACCAUUAUCAGUUAACACCCUACUGAAACAGUUUAUGAAUUUCUUUUCUGGUAUAGGCUGGUUUAUUGUCGAUGGUGCUGGUAUUGGGAUGCUCUAGCUGGUUAGCCUGUUAGCAUUUCUGGUGAAGCUAGUUGGCCAAGGAAGUCUUAAGCCUGGAUUAUAGUUUGUUUUUUACGCGUACGCGAACCUACGCACACAGUCAAACACACAGCCUUGCAAAGCAUAGUUUAUUUGACCCGUAUGUGUACACAGACGUUCAACGCAUGCACAUUGCGACAAAAUGCAGGGCAUCUCCUAAGCUACAUACCACAUUCUCCUGGAUACCCAUGUUUGACUGACGCAUAAAAAGUACACCCGUUUAAAAAAAUCUGGCAGUGUACUAUUCUAAUGACGAACUUUGCCUCACGCGCACUGUACGCCGACCCUCGUAUGUGUAAAAACAAACUAUACUUUUAGCUAAUUUACUAUUCCUCCACUUACUCCCGAUAAUUUACUCACCCCAAUGUCUUUCUUCAAUCGAAAAGAAAUUCAGUUUUUUGAGGAAAACAUUCCUGUAUUUAUAUAGUUAUUGGACCCCAACAGUUUACAGUUUUAACGCAGUUUAAAAUUGCAGUUUUAUUGCAGCUUCAAGGGCUCUAAAUGACCCCAAACGAGGCAUAAGGGUCUUAUCUAGCAAAACAAUUGUCAUUUUUGCAAAAUAAGCACUUUUAAACCACAACAUUUCUCAUAUUGCACUAGCCGUGUGAAGCGCCAGCGCGACCUUGCGUUUUAUGUAAGCACGUCGAAAGGUCACUCGUAACAUAUGUAAAACACACACUUGUGGACCAUUUUUAACAAUAACUGACACAAAGACAUUAAUUAGUAUCAUUCCACACACUGUACAACAACGUCGGAAUGUUGUAAACACUUGUAAACACUGGAGGGCUAGUUUCGCAUACAUCAUGCGCAUCAUAAGGCUAGUGCAAGACGAGAAGUUGUGGUUUAAAAGUACUUUUUUGGGGGGGAAGUUAUGAUUGUUUCACUAGAAAAGUCCCUAAUG
Molecule: messenger RNA, 3392 nt
Organism: Paramisgurnus dabryanus
Lineage: Eukaryota; Metazoa; Chordata; Actinopteri; Cypriniformes; Cobitidae
Source: RefSeq, a predicted model, not a curated record